CGGAACUCUACACGCGCCAAAUAAAGUGAAUUUUGUGUAUUUACAAAAGAUGGAAUCUGUACCGGAAGAGGAACGAGCUGAAAAAAAUCCGCGACCUUUUCGCAUGAGGUUUAAAAAAAUGCUUAGUAGUGGUAGUGUUAAAUGCGAUACUUCGCCUAGUUCGGAUAGCCCAAAGACUCCGAAAAGUUUGAACUCUAGUCCAUUCAACUGUUAUUGUUAUAGUUACGAUCCAGACGUCCUAGAAAAAUUCAAAAGCGACAGGUCAAGUUCGUCCCGCCCCAUCUCGUCUGGUUCUUUGCCUAGUCCGUUUGAUAUUUGCAGCCAUAGGCUUAACAUUUGCAAACAACAUUUACAACUGCCUCUGUCUACCAUAAUUAAAGUAAGACUUAUGUAA
Molecule: messenger RNA, 394 nt
Organism: Sitophilus oryzae (rice weevil)
Lineage: Eukaryota; Metazoa; Arthropoda; Insecta; Coleoptera; Curculionidae
Exons: 4
Coding region: 50-394 (114 amino acids)
Source: RefSeq, a predicted model, not a curated record